GCUGCGUGUUGCGUCAUCACUGCGCGCUCGGUGGCUUGCUCCGCGCUGUCUUGGAAGGUCCCGGCCGGGCUACCGUCGCCUCCCGCCAGGAAUUAUUUUGUUCUUUUCCACCUUUGUUACAACGCGGAGCUCGUGAGGCUGUAAGUGCAGGCGGGCAGGCGGGCGGGCGGGCUCCCCUCGGCGGCGGGCUCCCCUCGGCGGCGGGCGCGCCGGCCUGUGGGCUUCCUCCUAGCCGCGGCCUCGCCGCGUCUACUUCCGGGCGCAGCGCCGCUCCCCGCUCGGCCCUUUGUGUCCCCGCGGCGGAGGCGCGGGCCUGGCGGGCUGUGAGGAGGCGGCGAGCGCUGGGUUCGGGCGACGCGGCGGGAAGGCGGGCGCGCGCCUCUGCGGCCCGGCUAGUUCAUUGAAAGCUGCCAGCCCCCUCAGGGAGGUGGUUUCUAUCAAUAUGAAUCUUUUCAACUUGGACCGUUUUCGCUUUGAGAAAAGGAGUAAGAUUGAGGACGCUCCCGAAGCAUCCCCUCAGCCCUCCCAGCCUGGUCCUUCAUCACCAAUUUCUCUUAGUGCUGAAGAGGAGAAUGCUGAAGGGGAAGGUAGCAGGGCAAACACGCCAGACUCAGAUGUAACUGAAAAAACAGAAGAUUCUAGUGUUCCAGAACCUCCAGACAAUGAAAGAAAAGGAAGUUUAUCAUCUUUCCAAAGUCAAAGAGGAAUACAGUAUAUUGAUUUGUCUUCUGAUAGUGAAGAUGUUUCCCCAAAUUGUUCCAGUACAGUUCAAGAGAAAAAAUUCAACAAAGACACAGUCAUUAUAGUUUCAGAGCCAUCUGAAGAUGAAGAGUCCCAUGACCUUCCUUCUGUUACACAAAGAAAUGACAUUUCAGAACUGGAAGACCUUUCAGAAUUGGAAGAUCUUAAAGAUGCUAAGCUUCAGACGUUGAAGGAACUUUUUCCACAAAGAAGUGACAAUGAUCUCCUAAAGUUGAUUGAGUCAACAAGCACUAUGGAUGGAGCCAUUGCUGCUGCCUUGCUGAUGUUUGGUGAUGCAGGUGGUGGACCCAGAAAAAGAAAAUUAUCUUCUUCUUCUGAGGCAUAUGAGGAUGAUGAUGAUGAUCAGUCUUUAAAAAAGCCACGAGUGGAUCGUGGAGAAGAAUCAAAUGAGUCUGCAGAAGCUAGCAGCAGCUGGGAAAAGCAGGAAAAUAUUGUAUUGAAAUUGCAAAAGGAAUUUCCAAACUUUGAUAAACAGGAACUAAGAGAAGUGCUCAAGGAACAUGAGUGGAUGUACACAGAAGCCUUGGAGUCUCUCAAAGUCUUUGCAGAAGAUCAAGAUAUGCAGUCUGCUUCACAAAGUGAGGUUACAAAUGGAAAAGAAGUUGCAAAGAAUCAAAAUUAUUCUAAAAACGCAGCUAAAACAAAAAUGAAACAGAAAAUUUCUAUGAAACCACAAAAUGGCUUUAACAAGAAACGUAAGAAAAAUGCAUUUAAUCCUAAGAAAGCGGCAGAAGAUUCUGAGUAUGAUUCAGGUUCUGAUGUCGGGAGCUCACUGGAUGAGGACUACAGCAGUGGUGAAGAAGUGAUGGAGGAUGGCUACAAAGGCAAAAUUCUCCACUUCCUUCAAGAUGCUUCAAUUACUGAACUGACUUUAAUUCCCCAGUGUUCUCAGAAAAAGGCUCAGAGGAUAACAGAACUCCGGCCCUUUAAUAGUUGGGAAGCUCUGUUUACAAAGAUGUCCAAAAUCAAUGGCCUAUCUGAAGAUUUGAUAUGGAAUUGUAAAACGCUAAUUCAAGAAAGGGAUGUAGUUAUAAGACUUAUGAACAAAUGUGAAGACAUCUCAAAUAAAUUGACCAAACAAGUUACCAUGCUCACUGGAAAUGGAGGCGGAUGGAACAUAGAGCAGCCCUCCAUUCUAAACCAAAGUUUGUCCCUGAAGCCCUAUCAGAAGGUUGGUUUGAAUUGGCUGGCACUGGUUCAUAAACAAGGACUCAAUGGCAUUUUGGCAGAUGAAAUGGGCCUAGGAAAAACCAUUCAAGCCAUUGCAUUCCUGGCAUACCUCUUUCAGGAGGGUAAUAAAGGGCCUCAUUUGAUUGUUGUUCCAGCUUCCACCAUAGAUAACUGGCUAAGAGAAGUUAACUUAUGGUGUCCUACUUUAAAUGUGCUCUGUUACUAUGGUUCUCAAGAAGAACGUAAACAAAUUAGAUUCAACAUCCAUAAUAAAUAUGAAGAUUACAAUGUAAUUGUUACAACGUAUAAUUGUGCAAUCAGCAGCUCUGAUGAUCGCAGUCUCUUUCGACGGCUGAAACUGAAUUAUGCAAUUUUUGAUGAAGGCCAUAUGCUGAAGAAUAUGGGCUCUAUCCGAUACCAGCACCUAAUGACAAUUAAUGCCAAUAACCGUUUACUGCUCACGGGUACACCUGUGCAGAAUAAUCUGCUAGAACUCAUGUCAUUGUUGAAUUUUGUUAUGCCACACAUGUUUAGUAGUAGCACCAGUGAAAUCCGAAGGAUGUUUUCUUCUAAAACGAAACCAGUAGAUGAGCAGAGCAUCUAUGAGAAGGAGAGAAUAGCACAUGCAAAGCAAAUCAUAAAGCCCUUUAUUCUCAGAAGAGUGAAGGAGGAGGUUCUCAAGCAGCUGCCUCCUAAGAAGGAUCAGAUUGAGCUGUGUGCAAUGUCAGAGAAGCAGGAGCAGCUCUACUGGGGCCUUUUCAACAGACUGAAGAAGUCCAUCAACAGCCUAGAAAAAAACACAGAAAUGUGCAACGUCAUGAUGCAAUUGAGGAAAAUGGCCAAUCACCCUUUAUUACAUCGUCAGUAUUAUACACCUGAGAAGCUGAAGGAGAUGUCUCAGCUAAUGCUGAAGGAACCUACACAUUGUGAGGCUAACCCUGACCUGAUCUUUGAAGAUAUGGAAGUUAUGACAGACUUUGAACUACAUGUACUUUGUAAACAGUAUCGACACAUUAAUAACUACCAGUUAGACAUGGAUUUGAUUUUAGAUUCUGGGAAAUUCCGAGCCUUAGGAUGCAUCUUGUCUGAGUUGAAACAGAAGGGUGACAGAGUUGUAUUAUUCAGCCAAUUCACCAUGAUGCUGGAUAUAUUAGAGGUUCUCUUAAAACAUCAUCAGCAUAGGUACCUCCGAUUAGAUGGAAAGACUCAGAUUUCGGAAAGGAUUCAUCUAAUUGAUGAGUUUAAUACAGAUAUGGAUAUCUUUGUAUUUCUCUUGUCAACCAAAGCUGGUGGAUUAGGAAUAAAUCUGACUUCAGCAAAUGUUGUCAUACUUCAUGACAUUGAUUGCAACCCAUACAAUGACAAACAAGCAGAAGACAGGUGCCAUAGAGUUGGGCAGACUAAAGAAGUACUAGUUAUUAAAUUAAUAAGCCAAGGAACCAUUGAAGAGUCCAUGCUAAAAAUUAACCAACAGAAGUUGAAACUAGAACAAGAUAUGACCACAAUAGAUGAAGCUGAUGAAGGAAACAUGCCAGCAGAUAUAGCCACAUUACUAAAGACGUCCAUGGGCCUGUGAGAGGAGAACUCGGAAGUCCUGAUUGAUGAGGAAAUAGCAACUUGGUGCACUCAAGGACAUUCACAUCACAGUGACCAUGGGGUUGAUGAGCAUUUGUAACUUUUUAUAAUUUCAUGUUGCAUUUCUCAUAGUAUGGACAGCUUUUUGCCACUAACUGGAUUCUCCAGAUAUUCACAUCCUGAAGAUGUUGAAUCAUCAUUUUACAAAGCAGUUUUCUGAAUGGGGAUUAGUUGGUGAUUGUUUGUAACAAAUAUGCUAAUGCUUUAGAAAUGUCAGUAUUUUUGUAAUUAUUUCUACCUCCAAAUAUAUAUAUAUAUUGUCUUUCACUGGAUAAUGUGUGUAGAUUUACAUGUGCCUUAUUUGACAAUGCUUAUGUCUUGUUUUUGCCUGUCUCAUUUGAAGUUUUUAUUAUGUUAAAGAAUGAAGCAGUAUAGGUUGUUUAGCCUUCAUUUUAUUGCUAUUUGAAGCAGAUGUUCACCAAUGUCAGUAAGAACUUACCUGAAUUGAAAGGUGGCAUUCCAUCUACUAACAUCCCCAGGUCCUCUUCCUACUUGUGUUAAGACGCAUUUGUUUGGCUAGGCAUUAAGUUGUUUUCCAGUGGGUAGUAACUGAAGCCUUUCUCCUGCGCUGUGGCUCAUUCCUCCUCUCGUUUUCUUUCUGCACGUGUGUGCUCACUAACCGCCUGCUCUGGUGUGUGCUGCCAUCUCUUUCCUCUCCCGCUUCUGCUUCUCUUGUGGUUGCCCAGUCACUUCUGCUGCAGUUCCCCACAUACUUCCUGCUACCGUACACAGACCGGCAAGUAAGUGCAGGGGACGGACACUCUUCUAGGCCAGCAGAGCAGAUUAACUUCAAGUUCCUCCCCUUCAAAGGAGACUGCAUGUGACUUCACACUAAGGCAGCACUAGGUACUGGGUAGAAGUAGGUCAUUAUAAAUUCUUACCAAAAUAUGAUUUACCAGUUCCUAGGAUUUCCAAUUCAAGACCACCUGAAGAGAAGCCAUUGUUCAAUUCCGGAUCAGUGUGGGUGACAAAAUGAAAUUUAGAAGUAAAAUUGUCUAUAUGAUAUUUCAGUCUUUAUUAACUAUUCCUUUAAAUUUUGCCUGUCAGUCUAUAUUGCUGUUUUUAUUAUAUACCAGAUUCUUUGUACAACUUGUGAGUUUUAUGUGUUUUGUUUUUUAUGUAAAUAUCAUUAUAAAUAAACUUAUUUAUAAAUGAGAGAUUCCUUAAUUAUUGGAGCUCAUACUUUUCAAGACGUCCUGACUGCUAAGGUGCUAGGUAAGCUGUUAGAAGGUUGAUAGGAUCUUACAGAAGGUUGAUAGGAUCUUACAGUGCUUUUUUUUUUAGGUACCCAAGACUCAGAACUCCUGACUUAGUAGAUAUAGUUUUGAUGCUGUAUGAAUAUAUCAGAUACAUCAGCACUACAGGGCUACCAGGAAUCUGCAGGUGUCCAUGCUACCUCCUGAUCACAGUACCCAGGUCACUUAGCAAGUUGUUGGGAAACAUACCUCUUAAAGCCACGGUGAAUUUAUUAAUUUUUCUGUAUGAAUGUAUCUCCCACAGUAGGCUCUUUUGUUGUGUUAUAUUCAUAUUUCUUCUAAUGAAAUGUAGUUGGAGUCUCCCUGUAAUAUUCUGUUAUUAUGUCUCGGGCUUAAUAAAAAUAUUUGUGAUCAUUAAGUUGUAUUUCACAACCUUUGUAAUAGUUUCUAAC
This is a messenger RNA of Onychomys torridus (southern grasshopper mouse), 5215 nucleotides long. It is a transcript of the gene Smarcad1, whose product is annotated as SWI/SNF-related, matrix-associated actin-dependent regulator of chromatin, subfamily a, containing DEAD/H box 1. NCBI's taxonomy places the organism in Eukaryota, Metazoa, Chordata, Mammalia, Rodentia, Cricetidae. Bases 443 to 3508 code for a protein of 1021 amino acids. The record is from RefSeq and is a predicted model, not a curated record. The transcript is spliced from 24 exons. Gene Ontology annotation, cellular component: nucleus. Gene Ontology annotation, molecular function: chromatin binding; ubiquitin binding; ATP-dependent chromatin remodeler activity.